GUGGAGAAAAUGCUGAAGUCGCUGCAGCAGCAAGUGGAGAGUGCAGAGCUGAAGGGAACUUUGCCGCUGCGGAGUCAGCAGGUGACGGCGCUGCUGCGCUGCAUCUUGGCUGCGCUGCAGGGGCCGGAGCAGCGGCAAGCAGCAGCAGCAAAGCUGCAGCAGCUGGAGCAGCAGCUCAAGGGCUUGCCGGGGCAGCAGCAGCAAACUCUCAAAGCUGCAGACGCCAGCAACAGAGAAGCAGAAAUCCUCAGAAGUUGUGUUGCAAAGGCCGGCCCUUCUGUCUACGACUCCCUCGACGCAGCCAUCAGAACUGCCAAGGAAAGCAAAGAGGCCUCAGCCGAAAUUCAAGAAGCCACAGUGGAGUUCGCAGCAAAAGCCACUUCGGACUUGGAGGGCCAGCGGCACUUCAUGUUGGCUUCCGUUUACGACUUGCAGCUGAAGCAGGAGGCGAAGCAGAUGGCGGGGCGUUUCAAAAGUUUGUUGUAUUUGCACAGACACGUGGACCUCGCGGAGCGCAGAAAAAACGAAAAGAGCGAAGCUUUCAAAACCCUUCUUGCAGUUUCUCGCCAAGAGGUCUUCGAACUCCAAGAAGGACACAGCAGCAAGGUUCUCGAGUGGCAGCAAAACGCUCUUGUGCAGAGAGUCAAGGAAGACGACAGAAUGCUGAAGGAGCUCUCAGGCCCUCUCGGCCGGGCCUUCCAAGAGACCAUGGCCGAGCUGCUGACAGCGCGAGAAGACGAAAUUUCGUCCAUGGUGAAUAACCUCUCGGGCUCUGUGGGUUCGAUAGUGCAGCAGCGGUGUUCGAAGCUGACUGGCAACUGGAGCCAGUCUUCUUACACGCGGAAGGCUUUGAAGGAGUUGAAGGAACUGAAGCAGCAGCAGGAGUCGCAAAUAAAAGCAAAAGCAGAUCAGCAAAUGGAGCUGCUGCGCACAUCUCUGCAAGCUGCCCACGACGCUGCUGUGCGCCACUCCCGCGUGCUUUCGGAGCGCGAGCUCGCGGCGCUCACGAAGCUGCACAAGGCUUUCAAGAAGGAGCUGCCGACUCACCACGCAGCAGCAGCAGCAGCAGCAGCAGCAGCAGCAGACACGCAGGCCGAGGCUCUCGGCGCUGCUCGCAGGUGCAAAGGAAGUUCCGGAAAGAUCGUCACUGAGAUGUUCUCUGCAUGCUUUGCAAACGCAGACUCGCAGGACAAGUCCUCUCCAGCCCAGCCCCCCCUCUCCUUCGACUCCGACAAAAUCGACGCAAUUCGCAAAGAAGCUCUUGAAAAACUUGCUGCAGCUUUUGCCCGCCGCGAAGAACUCCACAAACAGGCGGAGGCGCAAAGGCUCGACCACCUCGAGAAGCACCGCCAAGCAGUCUUGAAGUUCAUCACGGAAACUUCGAAACUCGCCUCGGACCGCGCGCGCAGCGCCGUCAGCAAAGUCGCAACUCUUGCGGAAGCAACAGCAGCAGCAGAAGCAAGUCUGGGGGCCCCCCUGGUGCGGCACAUGGGUUUGUCUCGAGCUUUUGAAGAUUUGCUGCAAGUCCAGGCGCUGCCAGACAGCACCCGCAGCAAAGUUCUGACUCUGAGACAGAAGCAGCAAGCCACUUUCCAGGCUGUCCUCGAUGCCCACAACAAAAAGCUCCAACUCGCCCACUCCACUGCAGUUGUGGGCCUCAAGCGCACAAACAAUCGCUACAUAGAGGGACUGAAACAAGCCAUGUACAAACACCGAGAAGAGACAGAAGAAUUGGCCAGGCAGGCGUUGGAGAAACUCGCAGAAAUCCACAAAAAAGAUAUCGAGGAAAGGACUCAACUCAAGACUCUUUUGGCCAACAGCAUUUCUGAAGCUUUGGUGCUGACGGCAGAGGCGGAGGCGCGCACAGAAACCUGCCAGAAGCAGCUAAAGCUCCUCGAGGGAUAUAAAAGCCAUCAGUAUGACUCUGCAGAGCUCAAGUCCAGACUGGACGAGGCUGCUGCAGAGGAGCAAAGUCUGGUCAAACGUGCGCAGGAAGAAGAAGAAUCGCGUCUGGAAGACCAGAAAACAGCCUUUGAAAUGCUUGGCGCCAAGGAGAUGGAGCUGGUCGAACUGCUGCAUGCGCAUCAGCUGCAUGUCAGUGACAGCAGCCACAUGGAAAUAGCCGCGGCAGAGCUCCAUGAAGCAGAGGUGCACAGCGCCACAGAACGCAUUACAGAGCUGCUGCUGCAGCACGCCAAGACCCAGUCCGCAGCAAUAUUCAGCAUUGUCACUAGCGGUGCUCCCGCGGUGGAGGCCGACGUUGCUGACUACUGCGCGAGCUGGGAGAAGUUGCAACAGUACCAGGGUCCGAUGGCGACAGAGAAAAGCCGAUUCGUGAAUGACUUGUUGCACCAGCUGGCCGUGUACCAAGCGAAUGCAGACUUCGAGGCGGGGAAAACGGCUUUGGACACGAAAAACGGCGAAGAGCUGAGGGCCGUGGAGGCCGAGCUCGAAGAGCUUGAGGCCCUGAGCAAGCUCGCUGCGGAGCCAGCGAACUUCAGCCAGGCUGCUGCUGGCUCAGCAGACGGAGCCGAUGAGGCUGCACAGGCUGAAGACUCAGGAGAAACUGAUGGAAAGGUCCGGGGCAGCGCAGAGGAUCCAGAGGCAUCCGGUGCAGAGAAGCAACUUGGGGAGGACUCUGCUGCGGGCCCCACCAGCAGCGGAGAAGCUGGAGAAAACGCAGCAGGGGCGGGAGAAGGACAGGAAGGUGGUGAAGAAUUGCAAAGUGGCAGAGAUGCGGUGGAGGAGAAGCGGCGGCAGCUGGAACUUGCGUUGGCCGCGGGAGAUAUAAAAGGGGCUCAAGCGCAUCUCGUUGAGAUCUACAAGCAGCGCAUGAGGUACGCCGAAGAAGAAGCUGAUCGGGAAAGAAUGCUGCAAGACCAGCGCACGCAGCAGUUGCUGCAGGAGAGGCGGCAGCGGCUGCUUGAGAAGAAAGCCCGGCUGGAGGCGGAACGGCAGCAGGCCCUGGAAGAACUGGAGAAAGCGAAACAGGAAAAGCUUGACAAGCUGCAGCAAGAGCUGCAGCAGGACCUUGUGGACUUUUCCAUAGAGUUCGAAGUCGAGCCGCACGAACUUGACAAGCUCGCUCGCCAACUCUGGACAGAAUCCCACCAGCGCUACCAGAAACAGCUGCGGGAGCUUGAAAAGAGGCAGGCACAAGACACGGAAAGUGGCUACGAAGCAUUCCUCAAGGAGUGGGAAUCAAACCACGACGGAGAGGUUGAAGCUGAGCUUCAACUUAGGCAUGUGGCCUGGCGGGCAGCUGCGAGAGAAUUGGAAGACCACCAGCUGCACGAAAAACACGAACUCGAAGAGUCAUGGCAAACGGCCCUGGAGGAAAGGAAACAAAUGAGUGAAGUCUGGCAGCAGCGCUUCCAGCAAAUUCGGCAAGAGCAAGCGGAGGCCCAGAGAGCCAUAGAGGAGAAGCAGGCAGCGUACAAGGCUCAAGUGGGAGAGCGCAUAAGAGCCGUUGAAGAGCAGUGGGCACAAAAGCUGCGGGAUCUCAAAGACGAAGAGUGGACGAAACUUCAGCAAGUGCAAGAGCUCGCGGAGGCGGGCAUAAAGGAACGCCGAAUGAUGAUUGCCGCAGCCACGGAAGCAAGAAUGAAGGCAAGUAAAGGGGAAGGAGGCGAGGCCGGAGGCCCCACGGGGGAUACAAUGCACGACCGGUUGCUAAAUGAGCUGACGGCAGAUCUGCGUCAGCUGGAACGCGCUCUUCAAGCCGAGAAAAAUCGCCAGCAAGCGAAAUAUCAGGAGAAACUCCUCAAGAGGAUGCAGCAAAGAAGACGCCGCAUCCUAACUGACGCAGCGAAAGAGCAGAAAGCAAUGGCUCAAGAUGCUCUGGAGCAUCAGGCCCAACUACUGACCCAGCAACUCCACCAGCAACGCUUCCUCUUUAGUCGAGCAAAAACUAAACAAGUGGCGCUCAAGUUCUCUCACCAGUGGCUGGUACAAGCCCGGCAAAUGCUGCGAGCUCGCGCUGAAGGUGCUGAAGAAGAUGAACAGAAGUUGCACGAGCUGUCAGAGAGAGAGUUUAUGAAACGCUGCAACCUCAUGCGCAAGACGCUUGCGAAGAGCAUGAAACAAGUUGAGUCUCUCGUUCGGGGUCUUAUGCCAGACAAGAGUUCGCGAGACACCCCAAGAGGCGAUGAAGGUCAAACAAUAAGACAGGACCGGCAAGGCCAAGCAGCUAGACUGGCAGUGUGCCUUCAAGAGGUAUCGACUUCUGCCACGCAGCUCAACGUCGUUCAGCGAAAAUUCCUCAACUCUCGCACAUGA
Eimeria necatrix is the source of this 4278-nucleotide messenger RNA. RefSeq lists its product as hypothetical. The transcript is spliced from 16 exons. The annotation marks the transcript as partial. NCBI's taxonomy places the organism in Eukaryota, Apicomplexa, Conoidasida, Eucoccidiorida, Eimeriidae. The record is from RefSeq and is a predicted model, not a curated record.